Messenger RNA from Malus domestica (apple), 1213 nucleotides. RefSeq lists its product as uncharacterized. NCBI's taxonomy places the organism in Eukaryota, Viridiplantae, Streptophyta, Magnoliopsida, Rosales, Rosaceae. The record is from RefSeq and is a predicted model, not a curated record.
AAGCCCUCGGAUAAGCUUUUGCGGGUCUCCAACCAGCAAAAUCCCGGCUACACGCUCGACUGUACACUCGACUGCACCAAAGUCAUAAACCCAAAUGCUCUCCCUCGCAAAACGACUCAAGAGCUCGCCGUCAUGCUUCCAGACUGCGGCCGCCGCCACCCAACUCCGGUGGGCUCGGACCGAGUCCGGCCCAUCUCGGCGCCGCCACAAGUCUCCCGCCCUGGCCAUGCGGAAGCAAGAGGAGAAGUCCGAGUGGUGGAUCGUUGACGGCGAAAUCCACGAGAUCGGCGAUCACGUGCCUCCACGUGAGCGGUUUGUCAUUCCCAGGGACAAUAUUCCCAACAAGCGCCGCAAGCAGCUCCGUGACCAGUUCAUGCGCCGCACUCGCCUCGUCCUCAAGGAAACGGAACACGAGCCUUGGUGCAAAAGAUACAUGGAGCUUUACCAGGAGCUGAGGGAAAAUUGGGAGAGGCUGUAUUGGGACGAGGGUUAUUCCAAAAAAAUUGCUCAGGAUCAUGCGAAUUAUGAAUCCGCUGAGGACGAUGAUCACGAUUUCUCUCCGUACAGGAACAAGCGGUUUCAUCCCGAGCCAUUUAAGGACAAUGCUUUUGCAAGUAGGCAAGGUGAUACCUGGGAAAAGGUCAACCAGAUUCGGGAUAAAUUUGAGUAUGACAGAGAAAGGAGAAUGAGAGAGAAAGCAUUUGCACCGAUGUCUGGAGAAGCUCCUAACUUCCAUGAUAUGAAUUCCCCGAGACAGCCUAACUUCCAUGAUAUGAACUCCCGGAGACAGCCAAAUGUCCAUGAUAUGAACUCCCGGAGACAACCAUUUGAUGCCCAGAAAUACUUCUCAGAUUCUGAAACAGACUGAAGAACUACUCAUGAUCUAUGUACUUAUAUAUGUACACGACAAGAGGCUUGGAAUGGUCACCAUUUCCAUUUCAUCUCUUCCUCGACUGUCAUUGUGACGGGUACUGAUAUUUGUACUACAACAGGCAGCUUUUUCUUGUGACGGUUGGCAGAUUUGAAUCGAUUGAUAUUGUUCGAAAUGCAUAGGAGUUUUGAGAUUUUAAUCCCAGCAGAGAUGAGAAAAGGUGUAUACGUUUUUUGAUGAUGAUACUGUUUUUGUUUAGUCAUACAAUUUUGUCUAGUCGUUUUUUGUUUAAUUGCAUAUUGUAUAUAUGAGCCAAAGUAUGAUUUAGGUCUCAUUUGGAAA